Molecule: messenger RNA, 1629 nt
Organism: Cyphellophora attinorum
Lineage: Eukaryota; Fungi; Ascomycota; Eurotiomycetes; Chaetothyriales; Cyphellophoraceae
Product: Chitin synthase 6
Exons: 4
Coding region: 1-1629 (542 amino acids)
Cellular component (GO): cell periphery; cell septum
Molecular function (GO): chitin synthase activity
Source: RefSeq, a predicted model, not a curated record
AUGACUGAUGGCUAUGAGUGUAUUACGAAACCGAGAUCCAAGUCAGUCUCUUUCAUCUCGCACAACACAACACUGGGGAUCGGGGCUGAGAACAAUGGAGCCGAAGAUCGCUUUGGCAAGCGACUGGUCCUUCCGUCUGCUAUUGCGGGACAAUGUGCACACUCUAUCGAUGACACCUCAUCUCACAGGACAGUCCGACAUGACUCAUUGGGAGUGGAUCCUAUGACCGUGGUGUGGAAUUCAGGAAGAGACACCAAACAGGAUGCCGCACCUGCGACGGAGCCUUUCUCGUCCUCGCCGAGAACCAAUGAAUCACGGCACCACAUGAUCGGCCUGAAUGAUCCAUUUGAUCCCUCAAACCCGAUCACGAGCCAUCGAGAAAGUCAGGAAAUGUACGAAGGCACGGUUUUCGAGCAAGCCUCCUUCCCAAGACGGAAGUCUAGUUGUGUUCUCGUUAACCGAAGGAAGUCCGUCUAUUCCGUCGAGGAGGAGAAGCUGGUGCGCAUGAUCGGAAAGAAGCGCUUGAGAUGGACUAAAUGGGUUGUUCUUGCCUUGUUCGUGAUGGCGAACGCCGCCUGCAUUGCUAUCAGCUGGAUAUACCCCAAGUACUGGUGGGUUUUCGCGCCUGUCAUACUCCUCGGCAACGCACUGAACUCAUGUAUGGUUCUCAAUAUCGUACGAUGGUUCCUCUGGGACCGAUUCGUGGAGCUCGUCAAGGGGAACACCGCGUCCCCCUCUGUCGAGAAGCCGACUACGAUUGCAAUGGUUCUUGCUUGCUAUAGCGAAUCCUACCAUGAGCUUGUGUCGACCAUGGAGUCCCUGGACAAGCAAGAAAAGAUUGAACAUCAUAACAGAAUGUUCAUCAUCGUGUGUGACGGCAUGGUGAAAGGGAAAGGCGCCGAGAAGACAACGGACCGAAUACUGGUUGACGACAUCCUCAAACCUGAAAGAGAAGAUUUUUUGCAACGGCAUACGAAUCAUGGGAUGGACCAUCAACGGUCUUUACGUUUCGUCUGGCUAUUGGAGGGGAACACCCUUUCGCACAUGGUCCACCAGAUUCGCGCUCUUGCUGGCGAAGAUCGCAACUUCAUCGUACUGAUCUUCUUUCGUUUCCCUCACAGCCAGACCACUAUGUCCCUUAACGCCAUCGCAUACACGGACCCGCCCAAUGGCCUGUCAGUCUUUUUAUCACAGCGGAAGCGCUGGACUCUCAGUACCUGUGCGAACGACAUGCUUAUCGUGGCCAAAUCCCAAAUGAACUGGUUCGAGCGUAUAUGUUCAGCCGCUGACGUUCUUACAUGGUUUCUGCCAGUCUUCAUCGCACAAACGGUGGCCCUCUUCAUCAAGGCUUGCAUCAAUGUUGAAGAUCCAACUUUUAUCGUUUGCUUCGCAAUCGUUACUAUGAUUCCUUUGACGUACGGGUUGUUUGUGGCAUUCUGGGGAUGCAACACCAUUCGGCUCAAGAUCCAGUACCUUAUGGGCUUUGCGUUGGUGGUAUUGCUGGGUCAAUUUGUUACUCCAGUCGUCAUCGUCUAUGCAAUCUGGCAUAUGGAUGAUUUCAGCUGGGGAAAGACCAGGGAAGUAGAAGUCACAGACGAUCCGGACAGCAAGCCCGCUCAUUCUGAAUGA